Messenger RNA from Tribolium castaneum (red flour beetle), 1230 nucleotides. RefSeq names its product Ras-related GTP binding A/B (gene RagA-B). NCBI's taxonomy places the organism in Eukaryota, Metazoa, Arthropoda, Insecta, Coleoptera, Tenebrionidae. The record is from RefSeq and is a predicted model, not a curated record. Gene Ontology annotation, biological process: negative regulation of autophagy; cellular response to starvation. The transcript has 3 exons. Gene Ontology annotation, molecular function: GTP binding; GTPase activity. Gene Ontology annotation, cellular component: lysosome; Gtr1-Gtr2 GTPase complex; nucleus. The coding region runs from base 139 to 1065 and encodes 308 amino acids.
AGAGCCCAGCUUACGAGCCGCCACUGGUCAGAAAAACAUCACAUUAGACGCAUUUGACGUUUUGAUUUUGAUAUAUCGCGUCCUGUGUUUAGAGUAUAGAUUACAAAUUUUAUUUUGAGUCAACAAAACGGCCACAAAAUGAAGAAGAAGGUCCUGUUAAUGGGUAAAAGCGGCUCCGGCAAGACUAGCAUGAGGUCAAUAAUUUUCGCCAAUUACAUCGCCAGAGACACGCGGAGGUUGGGGGCCACCAUCGACGUGGAGCACUCACACGUCCGAUUUUUGGGCAACUUGGUCCUGAAUUUGUGGGACUGUGGGGGUCAGGAGGCCUUCAUGGAGAACUAUUUCGCGUCACAGCGUGACAAUAUUUUCAGAAAUGUGGAGGUCCUUAUCUAUGUUUUCGACGUGGAAAGCCGGGAGUUGGAGAAAGACAUGCACUACUACCAGUCGUGUCUUGAGGCGAUUUUACAAAACUCACCAGAGGCUAAAGUGUUCUGCUUAAUCCAUAAAAUGGAUCUUGUGACUGAGGACCAAAGAGAAAUUAUUUUCAAAGAACGCGAGGCGGAUUUAAAACGAUUGUCACUACCACUUGAAUGUACUUGCUUUAGGACUUCAAUCUGGGAUGAGACUUUGUACAGAGCUUGGUCAAGUAUUGUGUACAUGUUGAUUCCCAACGUCAAAGAACUGGAAAAUAGUCUGCAACAGUUCGCGAAUAUUGUCGACGCUGAUGAGGUGCUGUUGUUUGAAAGGGCAACAUUUUUGGUGAUCUCGCACUGCCAGAGAAAACAUCACCGAGACGUACACCGGUUUGAAAAAGUCUCAAAUAUAAUAAAACAGUUCAAAUUGUCGUGCUCCAAACUUGCGGCGCAAUUUCAGAGCAUGGAAGUUCGAAAUUCGGCGUUUGCGGCCUAUAUUGACAUGUUCACUAGCAAUACUUACGUAAUGGUGUGCAUGUCUGACCCGCAGAUUCCGUCAGAAGUGACUCUAAUCAAUAUUCGGAAUGCUAGGAAACAUUUCGAGAAGUUGGAGAAGGUUUCGAGCUCAGCGCCGGCCAUUGGACACCGGUAGGAAGCAAGGGGAAAGUCUUGUGCCAAAUGAAGAGUACAAUUAAGGUUCCAAUUCAGCAUAUCCGGAUUUGUAAUGUCUGCAAUACUUGAAAUAUUAAUUUUAUUUAUUGUAAUAAGGUGCUAUAAACUAUAGCUAUGUGCUAUAUAAAAGAGAUUAAUAUCCAAA